AUGAUCUCCGACGCAGCUAUCAACUCCCUCAAGGACCAGUUGCGGUCCGCCAGUGUCUACACCCCCACGGCAGAGGGGUACCAGGACACCCUCCGCCGAUGGUCGGACACGGGCUUCAAACCAGCGGGCCUCGUGGUCAUGCCGACUGACGCCGAGGAUGUCCGCACCGCCCUGCUCUGGGCCCAGGAGCACGGCCUCGACCUCGCCGUCAAGGGCGGCGGCCACUCGGUCGCCGGCACCAGCUCCUCAGCCGGCGGCCUGGUCAUCGAUCUGUCGCGCAUGAACGCCGUGAGCGUCGACACCGCCGCUAAAACCGUCACGGCGGGCGGCGGCGCCGUCUGGCGGGAUGUCGACGAGGCGGCGGCCAAGCACGGGCUCGCCGCCGUCGGGGGCACGGUCAACCACACGGGCGUGGGCGGCCUGACGCUGGGCGGCGGCUACGGCUGGCUGAGCGGUACGUACGGGCUGACGAUCGACAACCUGCUGGCGGCGCAGGUGGUGUUGCCCAGCGGGGAGAUCGUGACGGCCUCGGCGACCGAGCACGCCGACCUCUUCUGGGGCCUGCGCGGCGCCGGCUACAACUUCGGGGUCGUCGUCAGCUUCACCUACCAGGCGCACGAGCAGACCAACCCGGUCUACGCGGGCAUCCUGGCCUUCCCGCCCGACCAGCUCGAGGCCGUCGUCACCCAGCUCAACGCCACCGUCGCGGAGCCGGACCCGCGCGCCGGCGCCAUCUGCAUUCUGGCACAGCCGCCAGGCGCCCCCGCGCCGAUGCCCAACGUGCUCGUCUUCUACAACGGCACGCAGGCAGAAGGCGAGGCACACUACGCGGGGCUGCUCGGUCUCGGCCCCGUCGUCAACACGGCCGCCAUGGUCCCGUACGAGCAGCUGAACAGCCUGCAGAAUCCGAUGGCCACGUACGGCGACCGCAAGUCGUUCAAGGGCCUCUUCUUCCACGCGCCGCUGGACGCGGCGCUGGCGCGCUCCCUGCUGACGGAGUUCACGCAGAAGCUCGCCGCGGACCCGGACCUGGCGGCCUCGGCGAUCCUGCUAGAGUUCUACGACAUGCGCCGGAUCUGCGCGGUGGCGCGCGACGCGACGGCGUUUGCCAGCCGCAGCAGCACGCAGAACGGGCUGAUCAACCUGCGGUGGACGGACGCGAGCAAGGACGGGGAGCACCGGGCGUGGGCGCGGGAGGUGCAGGCGCGGUGGAAGCGCGAGCUGGAUGCGAGGGCGAAGGUGGAGGUGCCGCAGUACAUCAACUACGCCGAGCCGGGCGACUCGGUGGUCACCAACAUCUACGGGGAGAACCUGGGCCGGCUGCAGGCCCUCAAAGCCAAGUAUGACCCGUCGAACGUGUUUCACAAGAUGCAUCCGAUCCCACUGCCGUGA
Messenger RNA from Aspergillus clavatus NRRL 1, 1392 nucleotides. RefSeq names its product FAD-binding oxidoreductase. Gene Ontology annotation, molecular function: oxidoreductase activity; FAD binding. The transcript has 3 exons. NCBI's taxonomy places the organism in Eukaryota, Fungi, Ascomycota, Eurotiomycetes, Eurotiales, Aspergillaceae. The record is from RefSeq and is a predicted model, not a curated record. The coding region runs from base 1 to 1392 and encodes 463 amino acids.